AUGGAAACCUCUGGAAUCAGAGCAAUGCAAGAAGCAGUAUAUCGGGAAGGAGAGGUGUCAAUGGAGAAGGUAGACAGUUUAGAGCCAAGGCUAGACAAUGUCACUGUGCAGCACAUGCAGCUUACCAGGUCUGCAAUACAGACAAUUGACUCUUAUCAGAACCAUGACAACAUAGUACCCCUUCAAGUUUCUCUUCAGUCCCAAGGACUCCAGGGACUUACCAAUAUCCCCCCAAAUAAUUCACCCACUGAUGUAUACAAGUUUAAUUUUCAGUUGUCAAAUAUGAAUAACAAAAACCGGGAAGACCAUAACCAACAAACUGACUCAAGCUGUAGUCCUUCAGAGCUCAGUUGCAUGCAAUUGAUGCCAGAUGAAAUAGUGUGUAGAACAGCCAACUCCUAUCCAAUGACACAAGUAAGAAAGGCCCAGAAAGAGGAAGAAUUUUGCAAAAAAUUGAUAAAAAUUAGACCACGUGUAGGGAAAAGAAUGCCAGUUAGAAAAAUAACACAAAUGAUUUCAGAUCCAACGACUGAGAGAAAAAGAACAACUCCCAUUAACCCUGCAUAUACAAUUAGAAAAUCACGGGCUACCAACAGUGUCUAUCUGCGACCAUAUAGGGACAGGGUUAUUCACUUAUUGGCAUUGAAAGACUAUAAGAAACCUGAACUCCUUCUUCGACUUCAGAAAGAUGGCAUCCAAAAAAGAGACAGUAACUCCCUUGGAAAAAUUCUGCAACAAGUAGCCAAUCUGAAUACACAUGAUUUUUCAUACACCUUAAAGGAUAAUAUUUUUAAAGAGCUCCAAAGAGACUGGCCUGGGUACAAUGAAAUAGAAAGGAAAUCAUUAGAGUUGGUGCUUUCCAAAAAAGUAGGUCUAUUUCAGAAUGUCACAGGCACCAAUUACCCAGAUUCUUCUAUAAGUUCUAGUACAGAUGAAACAUCAUCUUCUCAGGAACAAUUUUACAAUUCAGUUGUUAUUGAUCCUCUUAGGAAAAAAAAAGUUAGAAUAGCUCACAUGAAAACUACAGUACAGUCAUCAUCUAAUGGUUAUUUGAAUAACAGCAGUAAAGGAUCUGCUGUGGAUCUCCCAUCACCCUCUGAAGCUACUGCCAAUCCCAUUCUUUCAGCACUAUCUGUAAUCCACUUUCCUAUUUCAAAUUCUUCUCAGCCUGUACAUUCCAACAGCAAUUCCUGCAACACUGCAAGAGAUCAGGGGAGUCAAGAUCCAUAUGUUGUCAGCUUUAGUCAAAACAGUAUCUGCGAAAAUCAGUGCGAUAAACAUAGUUCUUUGAAAACAUUAGCCCCUAUUCCAACUCAAAUAAAGUUUCGGAACCUCAUGGAAAAUAAACAUUUGAUGUCCAAUAAGUUUCAAUAUAAAAUUAUGGAGCAUAAAGUAAAUAGCCAAGAGUAUCAUAUUGAGGUGAUGGAGAAACAGAAGACAGAUUCUGAAAGACAAAGUGAAGGUGCAAAUCCAGAAUCCUGUGAAGAAGUUGAACAGGUUAGCGCUGACUCUGGGAACACUUGUUCAACAUCUGGGCUACAGGACUAUUUGACUAACUAUGUCACUAUAGUUUCCUCUGAGCAACGUCAGCAUUAUAAACAGGAAUUUAAAGCAGAAUAUGAUGAGUAUCGAGCCUUGUAUGACAAGAUGCAGACUGUAUCUAGCAUAUUUACUAACCUAGAUUCAAAAAGGAAGCACCUUCCUCCAGACUCAAAAGAAUAUGAUAAAAUUACUAAAAAAAUGUCACUAGAAUAUCAUAAAAUGAGACAGAUUCAUCCCAAUUAUUUUUCAGAAAGAUAUAGAUAUCAGUAUCUUUAUAAAAAGCUGGCUCAUAUUAAAAGAUUAAUAAAGGAUUAUGACAAGCAACAAGUACAGUAA
This is a messenger RNA of Myotis brandtii (Brandt's bat), 1878 nucleotides long. Its product is annotated as RNA polymerase II elongation factor ELL2. NCBI's taxonomy places the organism in Eukaryota, Metazoa, Chordata, Mammalia, Chiroptera, Vespertilionidae. Gene Ontology annotation, molecular function: cis-regulatory region sequence-specific DNA binding. Gene Ontology annotation, cellular component: transcription elongation factor complex. Gene Ontology annotation, biological process: transcription elongation by RNA polymerase II; positive regulation of transcription elongation by RNA polymerase II; snRNA transcription by RNA polymerase II. The record is from RefSeq and is a predicted model, not a curated record. The transcript has a single exon. Bases 1 to 1878 code for a protein of 625 amino acids.